UGGUCAGGUGACCGGGCGGUUAUGGCGCUGAGGUGUUUUUUCUGUUAGAGGCGCGAGCGGGACUGAGAGGCAGAGAAAGAAAAACCGGAGAGAAAUCUCAGAGAGAGAAACCAGAGAGAGGGAAUAUGAAAGAAGUGUCAACAUGACAUCAAGAUAUGGGAAAACCUAUAGUAAGAAGGGAAGUGCGAGCAACUCUAAGUUUGACGAAGUGUUCUCUGGUAAGCGAGCAAAAAUAAGCACCAAAUGGGGGGAAAGCACUUUCAAGGCUCAGCUGAGCCAGAAGAGACCCAAUCUCAAACCAGAGUCAGUGGAACAGCCCAAACGGCAGAAGCUAGAAGACGAGCCAUUGGAAGAUCCUUUUGGGUUCGACAGCGAUGACGACUCUCUCCCUGUGUCAUCCCGGAAUCCAGUUUCGAGCAAAGGGCCUCAAUCAACAGAGUCUUUCAAACCAGGAGAUGGGGACAAUGCAACUUCACUGCUCGAGGUUAACAGUGUGGUUAAUCGACCUAUCAGCAGGGACGCAAUUGUAUGCAGCAAGUUGGCAGCAUUGGGUGAUGUUCUCCAUGAGAAAGCUGCAGGCAGUACUGUGGCUUUGCCUUCAGAGAUCCCAGAGGAAAUCCCAGAAUCUGGCAGCAAGUUGAACUGUCUGGAAGUGAAACACCGAGAUCCAUUCAGAGAAGGAAUUGAGAAAAUUUGUUUUCCUAAGAACAAGAACGCAAAUGAAAAUGAAAAGAAAUCUAAGGCACCUAGUCCAAUGUUGACUGACUUUAAAACUGAUGGAUUGUCAUCAGAUAGUUGUGAUGAGAUAAUGAAGAGCUCAGGUUCCCCCUCUGAAAUACUUCAGAGGACAGAGUCCCAGCCAUGGGUUGGUGGACUUGGCCGUAUGCCCUUUGUGAAAAAUGAAGCCUCCGACUGCAAGCAGGGCCGUCAGGGAGGCACUUCCUUAAAUCCCAACAAGCCUUUGGAAAUAAAAAGUAACCAAGGGACAUUUGGACGGGUGGAACAUCCCAGCUUUAAAGAUGAGGAGAUGGAGAAUGAUUCCCAGCCCCUUAGAUCAAACUGCAGGACAUAUUGUCGUUCGAAUAAAGGUAAACCAGGAGUUGCUGGCAUGACAAACUUUGAUAAAGUAAUUGAUGGCACUGGGAAGUCUGCACAUGCUGAUCUGACAUUGGGUAAGGAAAGCCUAAAACCAGAUACCAAAAUUUCAUCAGGGACAACAGGAAAGACAUCUACAGCUCGGACUGCAAAAGACACUAUCACCUUGCCCUCAUCGUAUCUGUCACCUUGUAACGUCACACUUCAGGACACCACAGACCGUAGUAUGGAUGAGUUCACCACUAGUCCAGCUGACCUGGGAGAAGCUGGCCGGUUGCGGAAAAAAACAGAAGCUGCUGCAAGUAAGACAACGGUCCGAUUCCGGCCAACCCAUUCCAAAUCCAAAAAGGAUGCGAAGCUGGAGUUCUUUGGGUUUGAUGAACAGGAGGGAGAGGAAGAUUCUCUCCAAUCCACUGGAGGUGCUGCCAACUAUAAAAUCAAGUACUUUGGUUUUGAUGAUCUAAGUGAGAGUUCUGACGAGGAUGAGAGCACUGACUCUGAAGGUAGAUGCAAGAAAAAAGCAUCAACAAGAAUGGGUGAAAUGGUGGAACUCUUGUCGGGCUCUGAGUCGACAGGUGACUCUCAGAGUAGCCAGCCGCAGUCUCAGGACAGCACUAAUACAGAUUACCUGGAAUUCAGUGAUGAGUCAAAUUCCGAUCCUGGUAGGAAACCAAUGAACAGACAGGAAAAAGCCAAGGAAAAUACCAGGAAAAUCUUCCAUGGGCCUAAACGGUCUCCUACUAAAGCUGUGUACAAUGCCAGACACUGGAAUCAGCCUGAGCCAGAGGAGCUUCCUCCAACACUGUCGCUAUCUCAUAAUGCAGUGGGGAGUGCCACAAGUAAACAGCCACUGAUACAGUCCCAAGCAACACAGGCCAUUGUCGCUUUAAAGGAAACAGCUCAGAAGGAUGAAGGUGUUUUCAAAGCUCCUCCCCCUCCACCCCGUGUGAUCAAAACAGUGACGAUACCCACCCAGCCAUACCAAGACAUUGUAACUGCACUGAAAUGUAGAAAGGAGGAUAAAGAGUUGUACACUGUGGUCCAGCAUGUGAAGCACUUCAACGAUGUGGUAGAAUUUGGAGAAAACCAGGAGUUUACGGAUGACAUUGAGUACCUACUCAGCGGACUGAAAUGUUCUCAGCCUCUCAACACACGCUGCCUUAGUAUUAUUAGUCUGGCCACCAAGUGUGCCAUGCCAAGUUUUCGAAUGCAUCUGAGGGCUCAUGGGAUGGUAGCCAUGGUCUUCAAGACACUGGAUGAUGCACAGAAGAACCAGAAUUUAGCCCUUUGCACAGCAGCACUAAUGUACAUCCUGAGCCGAGACCGAUUGAACAUGGAUCUGGAUCGAGCUAGUCUGGACUUGAUGAUCCGGCUUCUAGAGAUGGACCAGGACCCGUGUUCACGACAACUGAAUGAGAAGGAAAUGAAAAAGAUCAAAGAGAAAAUUCGUAAGCUCUGUGAAACUGUUCACAACAGGCAUCUAGACCUGGAGAACAUUACGACUGGACAUUUGGCCAUGGAGACUCUGCUUUCACUCACAUCCAGACGUGCAGGGGAUUGGUUUAAGGAGGAACUCAGGCUCCUGGGAGGAUUGGAUCACAUUGUGGAUAAAGUAAAAGAAUGCGUGGAGCAGUUGGAUGAGGAUGAAGAGCAGGACAAAUUGGUUGCAUCACUAUGGGGUGCGGAACGUUGUUUACGUGUAUUAGAGAGUGUUACUGUUCACAAUCCAGAAAACCAGGGUUAUCUUAUUGCGUAUAAAGACUCCCAACUCAUCAUCUCUUCUGCUAGAGCUUUACGACAUUGUGAGCAGCUGAUCACACGAUAUAAUCGGGAAGAAAACAAGGUUUGCGUGGCAAACAGCAAUUCCCUACCACAGUACAGUGCCUCCAGUCAUAUUGGCAAAGCAGUGGAGGACUGCAUGAGAGCAAUCUUUGGAGUCUUAUUAAAUUUGACUAAUGACAAUGAGUGGGGCAGCACGAAGACUGGUGAGCAGGACAAUCUCAUCAGCACAACCAUGAACUGCGUGCUUCAGGUGCCACAAUAUAUACCUCAGGAACAGAGAUUUGACAUUCGAGUGUUGGGACUUGGCCUGUUAAUUAACCUUGUGGAGCAUAGUGCUCGCAAUAGACAUUGUCUUGUCGACAUGGAAACACCUUGCUCCUUUGACUCAUUCUGUGCUGUGGAUGGAAACGAUAGCUUAAGGAUGGAAGGGCAAGUGGGAGCUAUUGAGGCUUUGGUGCAGCUGUUUCUGCAGCGAGAGCGAGCAGCCCGUCUUGCAGAGACAGAGACUGAUGAUUUUAUUAAAGACACGCCUGUGCCACCUCAGGACCAGAGUGGCCAAUGGCAAGAAACUGCUGGAUCUCUAGAGUGGAUACAGUCAGAAAACUCUACCAAGAAUGAGAAUGAAAAGAAGGAGGAGGAAGAUGAAGAAAUUGACCUGAAUAAAGCCUUGCAGCAUGCUGGAAAGCACAUGGAGGAUUGUAUCGUGGCCUCUUACACAGCACUGCUUCUCGGCUGCCUCUGUCAAGAAAGUCCAGUGAAUGUCACAACUGUGAGGGAGCUUUUACCUGAAGGAGAUUUCUCAAUUAUGACUGAAAUGUUGCAUAAAUUUUUGAAUUUCAUGAAUCUUACGUGUGCUGUGGGAACAACAGGACAGAAGUCUAUCUCUCGAGUGAUUGAAUAUUUGGAUCACUGCUAAAGGACAAUGGGCUUGUGCUGCUGUGCUCUGUCCCUUGGAGUUAACCCCUCUGUCGCCAACCAAUUCUUAUGGGCGGAACCUGAUCCUUCUCGCCGCCUCUUUCCUCUUCUCCCCCCACCCCUCCAAAAACACCACUGUCCCAAAUGAGGAAAGCUCCACAGGGAUCCCACAACCUGCUUUGUCAGUGACUUUGCUUCUGAAGGAAACUAUGGCCAUUGCAUAGUCUGACCAAACCAAGCAGAGCUUGAAUGAAUGAAUCAGAUGAGUCUGGUGGAGUGAAAUAAGGCAAAGGCAAAUCUGAGGAUGAAUGGCAUGUGCUUUGUUUAAUUACUGGGAUAGACGUGAUGUUUGCUGUAUAGGCCUAAUUAUUCCGUAUCCAUGCAGGAUUACAAUCAUCCCGUUAUUCUGGUCUGGAGAUUCCUGCAAGGUCAAGCUUUUAAAUCCUAACUAAUGACCUUGUGUUAUCUGGCAAUAUCCAUAGUGCUUUUUCAUUCAUAAAAUGUCAUGUUGCUAGUGUGGAUAUGGACUAAGUGUUGCACCACACAUUUUUGUAUGGUUACCUCAUUAAUGCAGACAUUAUGUUAUGGUAACCACUGUUAUUAAUAUGAAGUGGGUGGUGGCUUGAUGACAAAUUCUUCUGCCACCAAAGAUGUCUCUCAGCCCUCUGGAAUGGUUAUUUGCUUUACUACAAGCUGAACAGAUUGAGCUGUUUACGUUUUGACUCAUGGUCUAUAUAUAAGAGUUGUUUAAUACAGAUAUAUAAUUAUAAUAAAAGUUGAUGAGACUUGUUUAAUCCUCUGGUCUGUUCAGCUUGUACUAAAAUGAAUGGUUUGUGUUAAACUGUCAAUGGCAAUCUGGAUUUGUCAGGAAUACUGUUAGAUUAUUUAUUGAAUGUGAUUUUUCAGUUCAAAUGGUCUAAAGUAAGAUCAUGUCCAAGUUCAAUUGGAAAAGAGUAGCAGCUGCGGCUCGUUCCCAUUUUUGGUAUUGAGUUACCAAGAAUUUCUCUGGGCUGAAAGAUCAAUGGGGCCACAGAAAAAUGUACAAACAAGAUCCCUAAUUCAGGAUCACUGUGAGAGUGCUGCUGAAAUAUCAACUGCUAUCCUUCAGUAUUCAGUUGCCAAGUUUGGAUUGUGACUAGUCUUUGCUUCCACUUUGGAAAUGUUGCUUCCCUGGACUGUUUGAGUCUGACUGUGUAACAUCACUGAGAGCCAUCCAGAAACACCUGAGAGUUUGAACACUGGAGUGAAACCAUGUUAAUUUUCUUCUUCAGAAAUCUUUUCUCUAAUGCAGGAAAUUCCUGUCUGCAAUUGUAUCAAGUCCAGGAAAUGGUCAAAACUGGAGAGGAGAAAGCACUGGUAUGAGGAAUACAAUUUAAGAUUCUUGAUUUUAAUAUAUUGACUUUGAGUUUCACUGAAAAACUAAAUUUCCUUUAGAGAAUUUGACUUGAGACCAGGCCUGGUGAAAACUGAUCUUGUUGAAUGAAUUUUUUUAGGUCCAGGAGGAAUUUCACCUCCUACAUUAAUAUUUUAGAACACAGGACAAUCUUGCAGAGCAGAAGGGAUAGUCGUCAGUACGUGCCUUCUCUACUAUUACUCAAUUCUCUUCUGUUUCUAUCCUAAACUUAGAUAAUAAUAAGUUCACAAUAGCUGUGAAAGCCUUGCAGGCCCUCCACAACCCAGGAGACUGUUAACAGCAUAGAUGCGCCUUAAUUUUCCAAUCAAACUGAUGCAUUAGGGAGAGAUGUUGCAGGGAAUGCAGUGGAGUUGAAUUGUUGUCUGCAGUGGAUGUACCAAUAGCCAUGUUGAAAUUUUUACAUGAUUUAAGUUCUCCAGUUAAUGGCUUUCUUUCUACAAGACUUAAGUAACAAAUUCCCACACGUUCUGAAGGCAGUAAUGUUCACUGGUAAGUAAGUUCCUCCUUUAGCAGAGAUCAAGUGGUCGCUGUAUUUAAUUCCUUGAUUUGGAACAAGCUUAAAUUGUCAGACAUCUGUCUAUCAUCUUUUGUGAUGGUGGGUACUACAAAAACUGAUGGUUUUGUUUGUCAGCCCCUAGCCACCUUAGCAACACAGAUUGUUUUGUCUGAGUAAUCUUUCUAGUUUGAUUUUGACACUGACAGAAACAAACUGGACUGUUAAAGAAGGCAAAUAUGAAGGAAAGCUUGGUGCAAAAACUAAUAAAUGAUUCUUCGAUAAUAGAUUCUUCCCUCGUAUUUGUUUCACAAUGUAAGUAGUGAUGUGGGAGAUUACUAUUUCAGCCUCCAAACGCUGUCUAAGUCAUCAAGCUGUUGUAUGUGUGAAAAGAUUUUCUUCUGAUUGUCGGUUUUGAGAUUAUAUCUACAUUUCAACUUUCACCAGUUGGACCCAUUUUGCCCCUGCUUAAUCUGCAUAUCCUUCGCAGAAAUGUCAGCCAGGAUCUCCUUUGGGUUGCAGACUGCAGUGGGCACUGUAUUCAGUUACUGUUUGAAUGCUGAUGUAGAUGAGGCAUGGAAAAUGUGUAGUGGAUUUUGGAUUAUGUUCUUGUGGUGAGACCUUCUGCUGAGGUUUACAGUCUGCAGCCUCACCACCUUUAACAAAACACAAUUACAGCACGGGACAGUUUACCUUGCUAUCCUAAUACUGCUAAUAAUUCUGAAUAUAAUGGGCUUUCCAAAUAGAAAUGCUUUUUUUGACAUCAUUGGAAGGAGCUGGUUGCUAUGAGCUGGUGAGGCAGGAGCAUGCCAUGUUUCCAUGCUGACUUUUCAGUGUUCUUUGUAAAUGAUUAAAGGUAUUAUUUAUUUCACUGUGGAACAGCAAUCACCUGAAGAAUUGGGAUAUGCAUUUGUGAAAUACCUUGACCUUUUUGCUGAUCAACCCAAUUCAACCCUGUCCAUGUUGCAAAUUUAUUUGGACUUUCUGAAGAAGUAGGAAUUUUAAUUGCUGUUUUUACUGAGUGGGAAGUGUAUCAGUAAUUCAUCUAGCCUUGCAGUAUCUGGAUUUUUAAUGGUGGUUAAUAAAUGAUAAUCAACAGUAACAGAAAAGAAGACAAAUUCUUUUGCAACUUGCUGAGAGCCUGUUAUAUAUUUCGCCAGGUAUUUAUGUCCUCUCCCAGUGAUGUUCUCAAGUUUAAAAUGGUUGUAGUUGAUUUGAAAUAAAAGCUGAAGAGGGCCAUGAGGUGGUACAACAUUUUAACCUUGGGAACAAGACAAGACCAAUGGAGCACACGUUCAAGACUGAUAGUAUCCUGGGAAGCAGAAUACAUGAGCAUUUUAUUUUAAGUAUGUGACCCUCCAAAGUAAAAGUUGCAAAAAGCUACUCCUAGCUCAGUAAUAAUUUGGCUUUGUAUGCAGCUUCUUUGAUAAAGGAAGUUGGUUGGAUAAGUGGAAAUGACACCCUGUGCAGUAGGGAAUGCUCUUGAAAUUGGAAUUAAAGGAAAAGUGUGGUAGUAUAAUUGAGUUUUAUUUUGAUAUUCCUUAACUGUUGCUGACCUGUAUCUCCUGCAUUUUGAUGCUGUACGCCAAAAAGUGCAGAAGUGUACCACUCCACCAGUGACAUCUCACCCUGAAGCACAGGGAACAUUUCUGCUUAAAUUUUCAUCCAAAAUGAUCAAAUCACCUAUUGGAGCUCUUUGGUGAGGCAUUAUCACAAUUCUCAAAUCUUCUAUGACUUGCUUCUACAUCUCUGGUCUUUGUUGUUUAAUCAGUCUUUAACUUCUGAUCACAUCUAAGACUGGUUGUGAAGCUUUACCUCUGUACAGCUGUGGUCAGGAAUAUUAUUUUAUUCAGAGCCAUAAGAACUAUGCAGAUAAUGUAUCACAAUAAAAUUUAUAUUCCUUUCUCCAUGCUUCCCAAUCUGUUUUGCCCCCUGCCUUUGUUUUCAGUUAGUCUUUAGUCUUUAGUCUUUAGUCUCCAGUGCUAUUCCUGUGGCUUGCAUUGUUACUGCUCAUUACCAAGCUUGAGAAAUCUAUAAAGAAUGCUCCACGAAUCCUGUUUAUUGCCCCCUCUUUUUGACAGGUGGGUGUAUAGCCUGUGCUAAGUGUCUAUAAUCAGCUGUCUGGACUGAACUUUUAGUUAAAAAUCACAGUUUAUCCAAGACAAUUGGAAGGUUUUGCUUUCUUAAUGUAUUAUGCGCUCGUAAAAGGAUCUAUUCCUACUUGUCUAAUUUCACAACAAAUUGAAGGUCAGGAAGCAUGUGUUCAAACUUGUAAUCAGCUUCUGGCCAAGGAGGAGCAGCAAAUAUUGCCAGUCCUUAUGUAACUUAACAACAGUUGGCUGGAUUGGUCUUGUGUACAGAUCUUUCUUCUUCAAGACAGGCACACAUGGGUAGAGAACAGAGGCAUUUAACACUGUCUUGCAUUCUUUUUGGGUGAGCGCUUUAAGUUGCCCUGUCUAAUUCCAGCCAAGUCAGUAAUAUCUUCUGUGAACAGCCCAGUUAUCUCCACUGCUGUUCAUGUUUCUUGAUAAAAUAAUAUUUCUCUACUCUGUACAGAUGAUCAUGACCCUGACUAAUCUGGAUUUAAGCUGAAUAGUGCUGACUUGACUGUUUUGUGUAAGUUUCUGUUCGUGCAAUGCACCAGUGUUAGUGAAGCCAUUGGGUGUUUAGUGAGGGAAUAAAGCAUACUUCACUGCAUUUGUUGAAGCAGUUUCUGGCUUUUUGUUUCAAUGAUUUCUUGGAACGUAGUUUCCUAUCACAGACCAACUGUACUCGAGUUAUCAACCAUCCUGCUCCUUGCAUUUUGCUUCACCGGUGUUAGCAGAUGUUCAACAUGUAUUGUGUUUCUUCCAGGAUUCUUCGUGACAUGAGAGUAGAUUUCAGUCUUAUUUUAAGCAAUACACUGAUCACAUUGUGUCCCUGUAUGUAAUGUUCCUUACCCUAGUUAUAAAAGUAAAUUGUGCUGCUUUGUUUUAAGUGUUGUGGCUGCGGUUCUCCCAGACUACUUAUGAUGAGGUCACUGCCUUAUUUGCAUUUCACCUCUAGUCAUAUCUUGAAAUCUGUGAAUAGUGUGAGCAGUUUCUAUCAUUGUUCUUGACUUGUGUAUGUUGAUCUCUAGUCAUCCAGAUGUUUUUAAGUUUUUAUAAAUAUUUUUUAUCAACUGUACUUCUCAAAUCAGAGACUUGGCUCUGAUAUUUUAAAGCCAUGUAUUAUAUUUGUCAAAUUACUUUUAAUAGAUUAAAUCAAAUGCAAUUUUAGUUUAAUUUUGGGUUGAAGACUACAGCUAUUCAACACUGGUUCUUUUGAUGAGUAUAUUUCUAUCUGCUGCAGCCAGCUUUGAUUUUAGGCAAGUGUUGGAGUUUUAUGUUGUGUGGUACCACUUCCCCUAAUCAGUUAUUGCCUUUGGAGAAUCCUAUUUUCUAUGUUCAUCAUCUGAUGGGAAUGUUUAAAAUCAUGUGAUGUCCAUCCUUUUCGAGGAAUUGUUAAUCUGUAGGAUUGCUUGCAACUAUGUACAAAAUCUAAACCAAGCCAGUGUGCCACAAUUUUGUAGCAUUACAGUGCUCCAAUCCUGAACAUUGUAACAUUGAGUUAUUGCUAGUCUUCAAAUUAAAUGAAGAUGGGGGAGACAUUGAUAAAUAUUAUUGAGUUAAAAUUGCUAUCUGCACUCCAUCUCUGAUUUUGAAAGUAAUGGUCAGAUGAUAUCUGGGCUGGAAAGAGAUCUUCCUGGUGAAGUGUAGAUUGUCGGACCAGUUCAUGGUAUUAUGGCCGUAACUGUCUCUCAAUUUCUGCAUUUCAGACAUUCCCUUGAAUUUUGUCUUCCUACCACUUAUCAAAUUGGACUAUUAAAGUUGGACAGUUGACCCUGGCUAACUUGUAUGCACACUGGGCAAAAAUGUACUUUUAUUGUAGAUGAAUGAAAAGUGCUUCACUCCUUCGGAAAAUAGAUUCAGUAAAGUCAAUCUUGAAAUGCGGUGUUACCUUAAUACUGCAAUCGAAUUGAUAAUGACAUGGUCAAGUCAAAAGUUCUUGUUCAGAUUUGCAUUGAAACUUUUAAUUCUACUUCCUAUGCUGCUAGGUGAUCAGACAUGGUUUGAAUUUACUUCACAUAAAGUUGAUCUUGAUGCUCAAUGAGUUUGGGAACUGAGAACGAUGCUGUAAAUUGAAACAAAAACAGAAGUUGCUGGAAAAGCUCAGCAGGUCUGACAGCAUCAUAAAUUGGAAGUUGGCUCCAGAUUCUUCAUAUCAACUAUUGAAUGUUUGAUUUGGUGACUAUGAUUGUUUGUCCAGGAGAGAUGGAGAAUGUCACUGAUUUUAACAACUGUUUCACACGUUCAGUUUUAUUUUACUUUACUUUUUCUUGCUUCCCUGCCAUUUUGUGAAUAAUUUGAUGGGAAAUGGUUGUGUAGGUGGGUCCUUGUUUGGUUGGGAUUAUCAGUGUAGACUAAUACUUCAUUCUCGUCUGGUGGCACUAGCCUGAGGUUUCUCUGCUCCUCCUUCAUACUCCCUUCUUUUGGUCUUGCUUUGGGAAUGGAGGAACCUCUUUUGUACAAAAACUCAAAAGCAGACCCAUCUGGUAGCUCAGUCAAUUCUGUCCCUUUCAUCUUUACAUUUAGUCUGGUUUUACAAUUGUAUUCCUUAUCUGUUCAAUUUGACUUUUUUAUAAAAGCUGAAGUUCCUGUGGGCCAUUAGCCCUUCUGUUCGUUUAUUUAUAGAAGGUUUGGGGCCUUGUAAUUACUAUAUUGGUGGGGAUUUAUGGACAUAAAUGCCUUAACAAAUGGGCCUUGGAGUAUUUAUGUAAAUUAGAAGUAUAUUGAUAUAAAAUAAACCAAAGUGGAAAGUUUGGGUUUUCAAAUCAUUCCACAAAGGGGAGGACAAGCUGAAAUAUUCACUGAAAACUUUGGCCUCAGUUGAUAAAGCGCAAUUAAGUAUGGUUUUGGAGUGGAAGAUGUUGGCAGAUUCUGCUAAGUGAUGCUUUUAAACUGGUGUUGCCUGCCGUGAGGCUAAUGGGCCAAUCUCCAUCACAAUAGCUGGCUGUUACCAACAGUGGCCUCUCGUAGUUCUACCUGUUCACUUCAGUUUUCUGCUAGAGAUGCUUGGUGUACUGAAGGAAAUAGAAUUGAUUUGAGUCAGCAGUUGAUCCUGUCUUUUCAGAAAUUCUGACAGAAAUGUUUAAACUAAAAUGCAUCAAAGCAGAUGAUAAAAAUGUUAACAAAAACCAUUGUAGCCUGAUCAUGAGUAUUCAGCCUCCAAUGAGUGGAAUCAUUCCAAUACCCAUUUUCCUCAAAUUUAUCAUUUGCUAAAGCUUUACUAAGUGUCCUGUUUCCAAGACAAUUACAAUUUUGAGUUUGCCUGCAAUCAAAAGUAAUGCAGUAAAUUGUUGUCCUUGAAAAUAUGCACAAUCUUUAUAUACUAUUUAUCAUACCUGCAUUGCUCAUUGAUUCAGAACGCGUUGAAAUCAGAGCAUAUUUUUUAACAAAAGAUCUGGCCUGUCUACUUGUUUCUUCACACUUUAUUCAUUGAUCAUGUAUGCAACAACUGGAAAAACCAUUUUCAUUUUCGAAACAUGCCAAUCAGCAAAUCUGAAAACUUAAGCCAGUUGUUUUGGAAAUCUGAAUUGGAAUCAAACAAUCCCAUUUAUCAGGAUAUUCCUGUUUACACAUGGAUACAACAUAUUUGCAAUGAGUUGAUAACUAAAAUAAUGUGUCCAAUAAAUGUAUGUUUCCAUUAACCACAAAUCCAUUAUGUGGUAUGACAUAUGUUUUUAGCAAUCUGUGCCUAUUAAUUAAAUUCACAAAACCUGCAUAACCCCUCUUUAUAGCCUCUUACAGUUGUUAGGCUUAGGGACUUGGACAGUUGUCUCCAGAUAAAUGCAUCCUUGAGAUAAGAGUAGAAUUGCAUAAUGCCACAUAUUUUACAUGGUUACUUUAUAGAAUAACUGAUCUACACAAUUUUUCUCACUGUCUGGUUUUAUUACUUAACAUACAGAGUGUUUGUUUAUGUAUGAAUGUAAUCAUUACUAGAACAAGCAGUUGGGACAUGCAGUUUGGAAAUGCUGAACUGCAUGGCAUUUCUUGGUUUAAGGUUGAUGGGGUUUGGGAGCCUGCUGUGUGGUGAUGGUGCAUGACUCUGGCAGUUUGGGGAAGGAGAAAGGGUUCAUCUUAAACAUUACAUUGAGACCUAGCCAAUGUUUUAAGUCCCCCAACAGUCAGGUAUUGAACAUACUUCUGUGAAGAGAAAUCAGAGUUAAUGUUUUAGCUCUGUUCUGAGGAAGGGUCACCAGACCCGAUAUGUUAACUCCGAUUUCUCUUCACAGAUGUUGCCGCACCUGCUGAGCUUUUCCAGCAAUCUAUUUUUGUUUCUGAACAUAAUUCAGAGUUUGCUUUUCAACCACUUGACAUUCAGCAGAGAAAUGCUGAAAAGGUUUUGUUUUACUAGGAGGGGCAGAUAAAACUGGGAUGAUCUCCAAAGAGUUUAUUCCUCAGCAAGGCCGUGUUGAUUUUGGCCUUGUGUAACUCCAAUUCUACAAUCCAGUCCUCCCAAUUCACGAAAAUUAGAAUGGGAGAAACUGCUAUAGUGAAAUUGGGGGAUUUUCCUAUUGUUUUUAGACUUCCAAUAUAUCCUAAGUAUUUAUGCAGAAAAUUUCAUAGGCUUCUAAAUGUGCAUUUAUCAGGAUUCAGCUGCCCUUUGGCAUGUUCGCCUGUUUCAAUGUGACAAAUGUUUGGUGGUAGUUUUGUGAAUAAAAGCUGUAACUGCAGUAUUUUGAGGUGGAAGUUACUUCUGAUGCAGUACCACAUGAUAUUACAGCCACUUCCUCCAAGAUGCAGUGGCAGCACUCUCUCUGCACAGUUCCUUGUGGAGUUUUCACAGGAGUAAAACUCCAGUAUCUACACUUCAAUUGUUCUCAUUCCAUUCAGGUGUAAUAAUCACAUGACUGCAAAGGGUAUGCGAGGGCCGAAUCAGAAUGAGUUUGAAAUAAAUUUUAAAUGACUUUCUUGUAAAUAAUUGUGUAAAUAUUGACAAUUGGAAAUUUAGAAUGGUAGAAAUACUUUUCAGAAUCUGAUCCUAUUUUUAUUUUAUACAGUAUUUCUCAGUUGCAAUCUUUCAGAGUAAAAGCCAAAUGGCAGGAAAUAGAGUUUGUACCAGUUUCAUGAAGUAUGUCUUUGGUUACUUGUAAAUAAUUUUAACUCAAAUAAAAAUUGCUACUUUCAGUACAGUU
Rhincodon typus (whale shark) is the source of this 12915-nucleotide messenger RNA. It is a transcript of the gene waplb, whose product is annotated as WAPL cohesin release factor b. The transcript is spliced from 19 exons. Lineage: Eukaryota; Metazoa; Chordata; Chondrichthyes; Orectolobiformes; Rhincodontidae. The record is from RefSeq and is a predicted model, not a curated record. The coding region runs from base 143 to 3793 and encodes 1216 amino acids. Gene Ontology annotation, biological process: regulation of chromosome condensation.